Syngnathus typhle (broad-nosed pipefish) is the source of this 1725-nucleotide messenger RNA. It is a transcript of the gene casq2, whose product is annotated as calsequestrin 2. Gene Ontology annotation, biological process: regulation of cardiac muscle contraction by regulation of the release of sequestered calcium ion. NCBI's taxonomy places the organism in Eukaryota, Metazoa, Chordata, Actinopteri, Syngnathiformes, Syngnathidae. The transcript is spliced from 11 exons. Bases 275 to 1483 code for a protein of 402 amino acids. The record is from RefSeq and is a predicted model, not a curated record. Gene Ontology annotation, cellular component: sarcoplasmic reticulum lumen. Gene Ontology annotation, molecular function: calcium ion binding.
AUGGCGUUCCUUCUCCCCGGUCAGCCUCCUUCACGGGCCGGACCGUGCGCUCCUCUGUUGAGGUGUGAAGGAGCGAGAGGAGCAGGGCGAAAUAAAGGAUGCAUGCAAAAGCGGGGUUUCUAGGGAUAACUCAGAAACACUGAUGGACUUUUUUCUCCAGUCUUCACAUUUCCUCUCGUAACCUCUCUCAGGGCCUGCGUGACCUUUGCGACUAACAACUCAACACGCACUUUGGGGGACUUUUUGGAGCUCGUGGACACCAUAGUCGAGGACCAUGCUCGCCCUCUGGUUGGUUCUACUCCCGUGCCUGGGCCUGGGGCCCGUGGCCCCGGCCGAGAAGGGUCUGGAGUUCCCGCAGUACGACGGGAAAGACCGCGUUCUCGACAUCAACGAUAAGAACUUCAAGAAGGCCUUAAAGCAGUACGACAUGCUAUGCUUGUUUUACCACGAGCCCCUGGCAGACAACAAGGAGCAGCAGAAACAACAUCAGAUGACGGAGCUGGUGCUGGAGCUCGUGGCUCAAGUCAUGGAAGAGAAAGACAUCGGCUUUGGAAUGGUCGACUCCCAAAAAGAUGCCAAGGUGUCGAAGAAACUAGGCCUGGAGGAGGAAGGCAGCGUGUACGUGUUCAAAGCCGAUCGUGUGAUUGAAUUUGACGGCUGGCUCUCGGCCAACACCCUGGUGGAGUUCUUGCUGGAUCUAUUGGAGGAGCCCGUGGAAGUGAUAGACAACGCUCUGGAGCUGAGGGCUUUUGACAGGAUGGAGGAGGACAUCCGUGUCAUUGGUUACUUCAAGGGCGAGGACUCAGAGCAUUACGACGCCUUCAAGGAAGCCGCUGAGCAGUUUCAACCCUACAUCAAGUUCUUUGCCACCUUUGACAAAUCUGUGGCCAAAGAGCUCACCCUGAAGUUGAACGAGGUUGACUUCUAUGAGCCCUUCAUGGAGGAGCCCGUCACCAUCCCGGGAAAACCUCUUUCCGAGGAUGAUCUGGUCGACUUCAUAAAUGAGAACAGACGGCCAACUCUGAGAAAGCUGCGUGCAGAGGACAUGUUUGAGACCUGGGAGGACGACAUCGAGGGCAUCCACAUUGUGGCGUUUGCAGAGGAGGAGGACCCAGAUGGUUUCGAGUUCUUAGAGAUCCUGAAAGAGGUGGCCCGGGACAACACACACGUUCAAGAGCUCAGCAUUGUGUGGAUUGACCCUGAUGACUUUCCGCUGUUGAUCCCCUACUGGGAGAAGACCUUCAAGGUGGAUCUGUUCAGACCGCAGAUUGGAGUCGUCAACGUUACAGAUGCCGACAGCGUGUGGUUGCUAAUGGAAGAAGAGGAGGAUUUGCCCACGGCUCAGGAGCUGGAAGACUGGCUUGAAGACGUCCUCUCGGGAAAAGUCAACACAGAAGAUGAUGAUGACGAUGACGACGACGAUGAUGAUGACGACGACGACGAUGAUGACGAUGAUGAUGAUGACGACGACGAUGAUGAGUAAUAUGCAUCUUUGAACAUGAAUAAUCUCAUAACCCCAACCAACAUCAGCAAUUCCGCUUCAGAACAUGCGAACACUUGCUGUUUUUAAUAAGCCGACAUGGAUCUUCAACACAGUAAAUUGACUAGGUUGAGGUUUAGUGAUUGACGAUUCAUCACAUUGAUCAAAACAAUCCCAUCUGUUCAUGAAAGCACAGUAAAACCUCCAUCUGCACUCACUGGUAAUAAACCAAACUGGGUGCUUCA